GCUGUUAGUUUAUUUGAGCAGAUGCUUUUAACCAAAAAAUCAACGAUAUUUCUUUUUUUCUUCGUCAAAUAUUGUUAUGGGGACAAAAACGGACCCCAAUCCCUUCCAGAUAUUUUAAAAAUAUUUAGUGCAGGAGAAUACAGUUUUCGAGUUGGACAGCCCUUAUCAGUACACAACCCUCAAGUAUCAAGACAUCAAAUUCAUAAGGUGCAACUUGUGGAUACAGCAGGUUAUGGCAACUGCCUGGGUCUCACGAUUGAUACUUCUGAAACCGUAAUAUUGGAAUGCCCAGGGAAAAAGGCAGUGAAUCCUGGUUGUUUCGACGUUAUCACUGUGAAUAAAUCUUCUGCAUCAGAUAGACAGGUAACAGUGGCGUGCGUACAGGCAGUAAGUUCUAAAUGCGUGGGAAUAACAACUCCCAAUAGUUUGAAAAUAAGUUUAAGUUGUUUGUCAUCAGAAUCAAAAUUCCCAUUGUCAAGUACAAUUGUUGUACCCAAUAACGGACCACCUCCUAGAAUGUAAUUCACUAAUUUACUAAAACGAGUGUUUGUUUAUCAUUCUGAAAUAAUUAUCUCUAAGUAUUACCAUACGUAGUUACUGCUUUAUAACGAUUUAUAAUUUUAUAUCCGAAUGAUAAGUCACUUAAUACCACCAGUAUGGUUUUCUUAAUAAGUGCUCGACUAACAAUCGAAAAACUAACAACAUUCAUAAAUGAAGGUUUCGAAAAAGGUUCUCAGUUUUUAGAUCUUACUAAAAAAAUUGACUGUGUAUCACAUAAGAUUUUCAUUGAUAAACUGAAAUCAUGUGGUGGGUUUACUGUAAACAGUAGAAUUGAAGAAAUCAUAGGUAUGUCACAAACCGUCAGUGGAGUAUAACAAUAAAAAUUCCCGUUUAACUAAAGUAUGUCAAACAUGGAGUACCUCAAGGAUCUGUACUGGAACCAAUUUUUUUUAAUAAAUACCUACAAACGAUUUCCUGAAUUCAUUAAAUAAUGACGUCUUAAAUAUUCUAUUUACUGAUGACACUAACAUAUAUAAUAAAUAAAAAAUUAUUAUACUUACUAGAUAAUAUUCCUAGUUUACAGUCAAAUGUUCAGAAGUGCAAACACUCUUUAAAUAUAGCUAAGACUAAGACCAUCAUAUUUACCUUAAGAGGAAUUGAUAGUGGCAUAAAUACACAUUUUGCUAAAUUCCUGGAUCUGGAUUCUAAAUUAAUUGAUAGCAAUUUAGAAUCUAGAUAUACAAAAAACUGAAUCGCAAAAAAUCUGUAUUUACUACGGAACCUGGUUGGUAAACUAUCAUUAAAUAUUUAAAAAAAUUAGUUAUUAUAGUUUUAUUUAUAAAAUCUGAGCACAUUUCAGACUAGAAAUGAGUUCGAUUAAAUAAUGCCUUUUAAGAUAUUAAACAAUUUUUUGUAAGCCUAUUUGUUGUUAUAUUUUAUUUACUAUUUUAAUUAUUCACAUUUUAAUGCCAUUUUGUGACUAUAGUUAAGGCUAUGGUAUAUUUUACUUUAUUUAAUGUGUCUUUUUUGUGUU
Molecule: messenger RNA, 1534 nt
Organism: Anoplophora glabripennis (Asian longhorned beetle)
Lineage: Eukaryota; Metazoa; Arthropoda; Insecta; Coleoptera; Cerambycidae
Exons: 4
Coding region: 22-522 (166 amino acids)
Source: RefSeq, a predicted model, not a curated record